Molecule: messenger RNA, 2889 nt
Organism: Neocloeon triangulifer
Lineage: Eukaryota; Metazoa; Arthropoda; Insecta; Ephemeroptera; Baetidae
Gene: YME1L
Product: ATP-dependent zinc metalloprotease YME1L
Exons: 13
Coding region: 122-2494 (790 amino acids)
Biological process (GO): protein quality control for misfolded or incompletely synthesized proteins; mitochondrion organization
Cellular component (GO): mitochondrial inner membrane
Molecular function (GO): ATP binding; ATP-dependent peptidase activity; ATP hydrolysis activity
Source: RefSeq, a predicted model, not a curated record
UUCACCUGGUCCAUAAGUUCUUCCUUCUGCGCCGAGGAAAGUUGUUUGUUACCCGAUGCGUCCAUUUUAGUCCGAAUUCGCUUCAAAUUUGGCAAAAUCCGAAAGUUUUUCAGAGAGAAUUAUGAUUAAAUUCGAACCGCAAAAGUGGGCGUGUCCGUCAACAUGUGCUAGAAGGGUCGCGAUGCUCACUUUUUUGUUGAUCGAGAAAUAUGGCCACGGUCAGGAGGUAGCCGAAAUUUGGGUGAAAGAAUUGACAACUCGUCCAGCAGGUUUCUUCGCACUUUCUGUCCAGGCCUCAGGGCCUAAACGCUUUCCGAAUAAAUUUUCUUACGAACUUGGCGGAAUGUAUCAAAAUCAGGCUGUCUUUCACCUGAGCCAGGUGGUGAGCGCCAUCACACCUCGCAGACCAGGCUUGCCCACGAUUUGUUUCGAGUCCAAGAAAAGCAGUCAGAAGAAAGCAGCCAAUCGUGCGGAAAGUAGCGCCUUAAAGGGGGUUAUUUGUCCAGAUAGUUUUCUGGAGGCUGUGAAGAACUUCUCAGAGUCUCAGUCGAAGGUUUUGACGUUGGACGCAAAUCUAUGCUCAUCCCUGUUGAAGUCCAACAUCAUCACUUUGAGCCCAAAAAGAACAUUGAAGCCGACUCAAUGGAAUUUGUCUUACGUGUCUUCUGGCUCAUUUAACACAGAUAAAGCAAAUGCAUACCCUCAGAAGCAGCACCUCCUUGCGUUUAAAUUUAAGCCAUUUAUUUAUGAUGUCCAUGUGCGGAAUUUUAGAACAGAACGUAGCAUCAAGUCGGAGAGCCUUCGAAACCCAAGCCUCGUCUCUCGUAUCAAAGACAGCAUUGCCCUUGCACCAAUGCAGACGGAAAAAGUGAAGCCAGAGAGCAGAGAGCUGGGCACUAUAGGAAUUACAAAAGCUACACUUGAAUCAUUGACACCGGAGCAGCAGCAGAGCAUCAAAAUUGCUUUUGCCGAAGGUUACCUUGCAGCGGACAACAAAAAAACACCAGGCCGUACUAUGAAAUGGCUGAAAGUUACACAGCAGCUAUUGACGAUCUUCCUUUUCCUGGGAGUCAUCAUCUCACUGAUGGCUAGCUUGAGUGGAUCCAUGUUCAGAAUUCAGCUUGGCAAUCAAUCAGAAGUUGACCCCGAGGAUAUUCAUGUGACUUUUGAUGAUGUCAAAGGAGCAGACGAAGCAAAGCAGGAGUUGAAAGACGUGGUUGAAUUUCUGAAGAAUCCUGAACGGUUCCAGACCCUGGGAGGAAAACUGCCAAAAGGUGUUUUGCUGGUCGGUCCUCCAGGCACUGGCAAGACUUUGUUGGCUCGUGCGGUUGCUGGAGAGGCCGGAGUGCCAUUUUUCCAUGCAGCAGGACCCGAAUUUGAUGAGAUUCUUGUGGGCCAAGGUGCAAGAAGAGUCCGAGAUCUCUUCAAAGCUGCAAAGGAUAGAGCUCCUUGUGUGAUUUUCAUCGACGAAAUCGACUCGGUGGGAGCCAAGAGGACAACUUCCGUCCUUCAUCCUUAUGCAAAUCAGACCAUAAAUCAACUCUUGUCAGAGAUGGAUGGUUUUCAUCAGAAUGAAGGAGUCAUCGUACUUGGAGCUACUAACAGACGAGAUGACUUGGACAAAGCUCUGCUACGGCCUGGCAGGUUUGACGUUGAAGUGCAGGUGCCAACACCAGACUACACAGGACGCAAGGAAAUCCUGGACCACUACCUCAGCAAGGUCAAAGUUUCAAAAGAAGUUGACGUAGAGCUGCUUGCCCGAGGUACGACAGGCUUUACUGGCGCUGAUUUGGAGAACAUGGUGAACCAGGCAGCGUUACGAGCUGCAAUGGACGGUGCCGAUUCAGUCAUGAUGAAGUUUUUGGAAAUUGCCAGGGAUAAAGUUUUGAUGGGUCCUGAGAGAAAAUCGCGCAUUCCUGACGAAGAAGCCAACUUGAUCACAGCUUACCACGAGGGUGGUCACGCCAUCGUCGCUUAUUACACAAAAGAAUCGCAUCCCUUGCACAAAGUCACGAUAAUCCCUCGUGGACCCUCUCUUGGCCAUACUGCUUACAUCCCUGAAAAGGAAAGAUACCAUGUUACCAAGUCGCAGCUGCUUGCAAUGAUGGACACGAUGAUGGGUGGACGAGCAGCCGAAGAACUCGUAUUCGGCCCUGACAAAAUUACCUCUGGAGCAUCCAACGAUCUGAAGCAAGCCACAUCACUAGCCACUCACAUGGUCAAACAGUGGGGCAUGUCUGAAAAAGCCGGUCUUCGUACAAUUGAAGAAAAUGCAAGUUCUUUGGUUUCUGUCAACGACCUCAGCUCAACAACCGUUGAAAUGAUUGAUUCCGAGAUCAAGAAAAUUCUUCAGGAUUCUUAUGAAAGAGCCAAAGCAAUCCUCAAGAGCCACCAGAAGGAGCAUCAUCUGCUGGCAGAAGCGCUGAUGAGGUAUGAGACUUUGGACGCUGAAGACGUCAAGGCUAUAAUGUCGGGCAAGGAAAAGGAAAAGUAGUGACAUCAGCAAAGCAGUACGAGACUAACUAAGCAAAAGGCCAGUGCGGGGGCUAUGAAAUUUAUAUAAGACUCGGUGACAAAAUUUUGGAGGAGUUAUAAAAAGUUUAAUGAGAAUUUAGUGCCUGUGAUUGUACGUUAGAGAAUGUUUUGUUGGCUUUGCAAAAGUAAUGCGAAUACCGGAAAAAAUGGACUUCAGGAAACCUGCAAAGAUUUCUUCAUAUAGGUCAUCAUCAUCAAUCCUCUUUCAAAAUAAUUUUAUUUUACUGUCACUUAUUCCACCUUUGCUGUUGCAAAAACGGAAUUGUCAUCGUUUCUUUUUGGAUGCAUGUAGGCUAGGAAUCACACACCAGGUUGAUUGUUUCCUUUGAAUAAAAUAACUCUGAUUAAGUUUAA